This is a messenger RNA of Mycotypha africana, 3459 nucleotides long. RefSeq names its product RAVE protein 1 C terminal-domain-containing protein. Gene Ontology annotation, biological process: vacuolar acidification. Gene Ontology annotation, molecular function: protein binding. Gene Ontology annotation, cellular component: RAVE complex. NCBI's taxonomy places the organism in Eukaryota, Fungi, Mucoromycota, Mucoromycetes, Mucorales, Mycotyphaceae. The coding region runs from base 1 to 3459 and encodes 1152 amino acids. The record is from RefSeq and is a predicted model, not a curated record. The transcript has 13 exons.
AUGAUAUCACUCCAUGUUUUCAACAUAGAAGAGGACCCUCUCACGAAAGAAAGAUCUUUUCUGUUAAUUGGAGUCGCUCGGCGACAAAUUAUCACUUGGCAUCUUUCUUCAGUAAAUAAUCAUCUGCAUAUUACAUAUCGCGGCUUUCAAGAGAUGCAAUGGGAAAAAUCUCCUCACCUUGUUCAGUCAGCCGCUGAAUGGACAACGAACACAGCUUCAAGAUUAUUUCAACAAUUAUCACAACCUAAGCGAGUUGUUCUGACAGUAUCUUUCGACACUCAAAUUAUUUUUUACAAUCUAAAUUUGGAGAAGACUGAAAUACAAUGGGACGAGCUUUAUAGACUAGACGUCUCCUCUUCUGUAUCAGAAAUAACACUAGUAAAGUGUGCACCGAAUGUGAUAGCCGUAGCUUUUGGAAAGACUAGGCAAAAACUAUCUAUUUUUGCAGCAAUGCGAUCGGGUCUGCCCCCGCGACUUAUCAAAACUUUCAAUUUCGAAGAACCGAUUCGCGAUGUUGCUUGGAAUUUAACAUCUGAUGCACAAUAUUUACUUGCUAUAGCUUUUCCCAAUAAAGUCUGUAUAUAUGGACAAAAGAGAGUACGUAAAUUAGUAACUGAGGAUGAUACAUGGGCUUGCUAUACACAAUUUAGCAUCGAUUCGCCUGACACCAUUACGGCUUUGGCUUGGGUAGACUGUGGUGUUCUGUCUGUUAUAUCCGGGAACCAGAUUAGGUGUUACCUAAAAUGGUUAUCAGAAGGAGAUAAAAUUAAUGAAGAUGUUCUUCGUAAUAAGGACGACAACAAUUUAAAGCCCAUGUCCAGUAUAUUCGAUAUAUCUAAUGAGAUGAAUGGUCCGCUACCAUUUUAUCAUCCCAGACAUUUGUUUCAUUAUUUAAUGUGGGGCAAAAUAGGUUUCAUUCAUUGCAUUCUACGCUCGUUACAUAAAUUCUUCAAACAAUUCAUUGAUGAAGAAGAUAGGGUUGUUAACGAAGUCCCGACUAUUCCGCUAAAGAAGCUGUUGAAAUUACAAAAGGAUACUAAGCAUACAAAUGACAGCCAACAAUAUGAUGCAUUAUUUGAUAUGGAGGAUCAGAUGAAUGUCGAUGAUGACGAUAAUAUUAAUUCGAUACGUCUUAUGACUGCGAACGAAAUGAAAAACCUCAUCUAUAGUUUAGAAAAAAGAGCAUUGCCUGGUUUAUCCAAAAGUGAGAGAUUGCAGCUUAUAGCAUUGAUUGAUACAAUUAUUGCGAUUACAAACCAGGGAGAAUCGUUGGACGAAAAUGGUGUCCGUUUCAGAACUAUCGUAGAAAAUCAUUUUCACCUCAAGAAAACUUUAUCAGAAGCGGAAACUACUAAAGGCUUACAAUCUGGGGAUUAUAUCUGGGCCUUCCAUAGUCAAUCCCAAGAUUUGUUAUUAGAUAGAUGCCGCCAAUUAUGUGAUGGCAAGUUUGUAUGGGAGGAUGCUCGUGCAUUGGGUAUCUUCAUGUGGCUUCAUAAGAUAGACGUUGUGAGAGAGCAAAUGACAGUUAUUGCUAGAAACAUAUAUUUGUCAAAGGCUGAUUUCAGAGACCCUGUUGACUGCACAUUGUAUUACUUUGCUCUUCGUAAAAAACAAGUAGUUCAGACGUUGUGGAAUACAGCCUCCUACCACAAGGAGCAACUAGCUAUGAAGAAAUUCCUAGCUAAUGAUUUUAAUGAACCUCGAUGGCAAAGGGCCGCCUCAAAAAAUGCUUUUGCUUUGCUAGGGAAACAAAGAUUCGAAUACGCUGCAGCGUUCUUCUUAUUAGCAGAUAAGCUUGGAGAUGCUGUUAAUGUUAUUAUCAAAAAUGUCAAAGAUUAUCAGUUAGCAAUUGCAAUUUGCCGUGUCUAUGAUGGUGAUGAUAGUCCAAUUUUAAAAGAAUUGCUGCAGAAUACAGUUCUACCCCUAGCUAUGGAAACAAACGAUCGCUGGCUGGCCAGUAUGGCGCUGUGGUUAUUAAACAAACAGGACAAAGCAAUUCGAGCAGUAGUAGACUCUAUAAGCAACAUUUCAGAAGAUAGCACCGCCAGUCCGGACGAAGCAACAAACGUAGUUGUUCACGAUCCCAAUGCCUUCAUUUUGUAUAAUUUUUUAAAGAAAAACUCUCUGUAUGAGCAAUCCGGCUGGUCGUAUGCUCUUGAAUACGAAUUCUCCCUGCAGGUCGCACGAGCUUACGAGCGACUAGGGUGCCCUUUACUGGGACUCUAUAUUCUAACAGAAUUUUACAUGCAUCCACCAAGUAUCAAAAGCGAAUAUGUAAAUAGUAAUACAGAUGGUAAUGAUAAUGGCGAUAACACAAAAUUGCAUAGAGCCGAGGAUUUGUUCUCUUCGUCAGUACAAUCUCCUACAGCAGUUGCAUCCAAUUUUUUUACUGAAGAACCAUUAAAACGACCAUCCUAUGCUACAGAUUUGUUUGCGGAUGAUAGAGAUAUUUUUUCAUCGCUUAAACCAUCCUUUUCUCAGAAUCUUUUUGAUGACGAAGAAGAUGAUAUUUUUGCUACUGUAAAAAAGUCUUCCGUUUCAGAUGACAUUUUCGCAAAUGAAGACGGCAAUCAACAAGAGGAAAGCAGUAGUAUAAGCUUAGCUGAGGAUAAUUUUGAGCGUGAAGAUGAUGGCUUGGAUAGCUACAAAGCAUUAUUAGUCAUACGAAUUUUACAGACAUUUUUCAAUGCGGCUUCAGCUAUUUACAAUAGUUUGCAAGAGCCUGAUAAUGCGUAUGAAAUCAAUUAUAGAUCACAUUUCUUGUUGAAUCGUGAGACUCUACUGGAACUAGGAAGUUCUGUUGACAUCCCUCCAACUGUUUUUUCACGACUAUUGACAGAAAAGAGCAUUGAAACAGAUGUGUUCCCCUUAUAUCUUCGCAUUUUAGAUCAAAGUGUACCACCACAUUUUGAUGUGCAUCACUUUCUCCGAACGUUCAAGGUGGGAUGCUUCGAAGUGAAUGAGGUCGCUUUAAUGGCACAAGAGCAAGUUAUCAAGACAUUUUCAAUCUGGAACAGAUUACGCAACCAGUAUUGUAAUCCUGAAUCCGCAGCUUUUACUACUCGUCAAAUUGCGCUUACAACCUACCUGAGUAAUAUUCUGAUUACUUUGAAAGAACGUCAAUAUGAGAGCAGCUGGCCAUUUUUAUACCAUCUAAAAGGAUUCCUCGAAGCAGUGGGUAAUAAAAAUGGUGAUUCAUUACUGUCAAGUUGCUUGAAUCAGCUGCUUAAUACAGAAAUUAAGAUGGCUGAUAUAGCUCCUGAUGAAUGCGAAGGCAUUUCCGAUGGAAGCCUUUUCGGUUAUGAUAUGAGCGAGGAAGUGUACAGACCUUUAAUCGACUCACAAGAUAAGUCGGUUGGAGCCAAUAUUUUAGAGUUGGCUUCCAUUAACUAUAUCUUGUCUGUAAUUGAGCAUGCUAUGCAAUGCCAGGGCAAACAUAGCACUCUUAGCGGUAAGUAA